AUGAGUCGCCAAUAAGAAGAUGAACCCUAUCACAUGUUAGCCAAUGAUAAACGCCUUAUAGAGUAGAGCACAUGCUAUCCCAUCAUCUACCUAGCUGAGUAAAACAUCCCUUCUGGAUAGGUCAUCUUCACUCAACUUGUUGGACAUGUUCAAAUUAAAGAACUUUAAAACAUCUUGAGACUUUAGAUCUCCAUUGUUUUAGAAAUUUUGUCAAACUCAGCAGAGUACAAGUUCCAGUGGUCAGCUAACAUGCUUAAAAAUUAUUAGGUAUAGAAAAAUCAGCAUUCCUAACCAUUUGUAUCUACAUAAAGCGAGAUCUUUGACUCCUCGAAAUUGAAUUUCCUGUACUUUGAGACCCAUCUAAAGUAUAAAAAAGGAUCAUUUAUGCAUAAGAUGAGUGAUUUGAUUAACCACUAAAUCUUUUUUUUUGAUCUGGAAACAGACAAGACAUAUGCUUAGAAAGGUUUUGAAUCUACCUUCGAAUUAUUUAUGUUCAACAAUUGUUUAAUGAGGGCCCAAAAGAAUCUCACCAACCUCACUUUUAUUCCAUAGAACUUACUCUUAAAUAAUGGUGAGUAAAGCCCAGGAGUUGCCUUGAACCUCAAAUAGAAAUUAGAAAUAGCAACUUAACUUAGUAGAAUGAAUGUUGAUGUAUGCGAAAGUGGAUUUCCUGUAGCCUCGAAAGGAGAAUUUGAAGCAGUUAAAGCAAUUGCAUAAUAAGUAGGACCACUAAAAUAAGGGAGAAAUAAGCCAAUGAUAAUAACAGGCUUAAGCAGAGCUAUUAAAGAAGAUAUUAUUCAAUGCUAUGAAGCAGUGAAAGAAGCACCUUUACAUCGAAUUCACACUUUUUUAGCAACUUCUGAUAUCCAUUUGAAACAUAAACUUAAGAUAACAAGGGAUUAAUGCUUAGAAAAUGUCUAUAAAGGCGUGAAAUUUGCUUCUUCUCUAGUUGAAGAUGUUCAGUUUUCAGCUGAAGAUGCAAGCAGAUCUGACCCAAACUUUUUAGUUCAAGUAUGCUAAGAAGCUAUUAAAGCUGGUGCCUCAACUAUUAACAUAUGUGACACGGUAGGUUAUACAACUCCGAUAGAAUAUUAAUAGCUUAUACAUUUUCUGAUUAAUAAAAUACCAGAUGGAGAUUAAGUAGUUUGGAGUACUCACUGUCACAAUGACCUGGGCCUUGCUACUGCUAAUACACUCGCUGGCAUUUAAGGAGGAGCAAGGCAAGUAGAAGUAACAGUAAAUGGAAUAGGUGAAAGAGCAGGAAACGCAGCUCUUGAAGAAGUAAUAAUGGCUAUUAGGACAAGACCUAAACUGUUUCCUAUUAAUGUUGAUCAUUUUAUUAGUUCAGAAAUUAUUGAAGCUAGUAGAUUAGUUAGUGCUCAAACUGGAAUAUUGGUUCAGGCCAAUAAAGCAAUAGUGGGAGCAAAUGCUUUUGCACAUGAAUCUGGUAUUCAUUAAGAUGGACUUAUUAAGCAUGCUGGAACGUAUGAAAUAAUGAGCCCUGAAAGUAUUGGCCUCCCUAAGAGAUUAAUUGUAAUUGGAAAGCAUUCUGGGAAGGCAGGACUUAAAUAGUGUGUCAAUGACCUUGGUUAUAAUAACCUAAGCGAAAAUCAAAUUUAAGAGCUUCUAACUAAACUAAAAAUUAUUGCAAACGAGAAAAAGGAAAUAACUCAUGCUGAUAUUGAAACUCUAAUAAAUGCAGAGUUUGAGAAUAUUAAAAGAUAAUGA
Molecule: messenger RNA, 1728 nt
Organism: Stylonychia lemnae
Lineage: Eukaryota; Ciliophora; Spirotrichea; Sporadotrichida; Oxytrichidae
Source: the annotation of a GenBank genome assembly